AUGUCAGAAGUUCCGCAUUAUGUGCUCUAUGAGCACGCUGUCGGAUAUGCGUUAAUGAAAAUCAAAGAAUUUGAAGAUGCAGGGCUGAUUAUUCAAGAGGUGAGUGCAUCUAUUGCUGACGUUUCGAAAUUUAGUGGAAUAAUCAAAUUAGCAGCUUUCGAUCCCUUCAAGAACACCGAAGCUGCUUUGGAGAAUGCUAAUGCUAUCUCUGAAGGAUUGGCUCAUGCGGAUCUCAUCAAUUUCCUUGAAAGCAGUCUUCCUCAAAAGAAGAAGAAGCUGAUCUUGGGUGUUAAUGAUUCAAAGCUUGCCGGUUCGCUUACUGAAGCAAACGUUGGCAUAAAGCUUGUAUUCGGAGGUGUUGUUACCGAGAUACUACGUGGUGUUCGUGUCCAUUUCGCUCAUCUCGCCAAAGAUCUUCCUCAUCACUCACUGGCCAAGGCUCAAUUGUCUCUUGGUCAUAGUUAUUCACGCGGAAAGGUAAAAUUCGAUGUUCAUCGUGUGGAUAACAUGGUCAUUCAAUCGAUUGCUCUACUCGAUCAACUUGAUAAGGAUAUUAAUUUGUUUGGAAUGCGCAUCAGAGAAUGCAUUGUUUUUCAAGAAAUCCUGGAGGGUGAUGAAGAAAAAGCGGCUGAAGUGGUUGAGGCCGCUAGAACUUCCAUGGGAAUGGAUAUAGCGGAUCUGGAUCUCGUCAACAUUGAGAGGUUUGCCUCUCGUGUUGCCUCACUGACUGAAUAUCGUCAACGUCUUCACGAGUACAUCAAGGAUCGUAUGAACAGCUGCGCCCCAUCGUUGAGUGCUUUAAUUGGGGAGCAGGUCGGUGCUCGUCUCAUAUCACAUGCAGGAUCUCUGACCAACUUGGCAAAGUACCCAGCGUCUACAGUUCAAAUUCUUGGUGCUGAGAAGGCGUUGUUCAGAGCUUUGAAGACUCGAUCGGCAACACCUAAGUACGGUCUCUUGUUCCACUCCUCAUUCAUCGGACGAGCAUCAGCAAAGAAUAAAGGAAGAAUUUCUCGCUUUCUUGCCAAUAAAUGUACAAUUGCUUCAAGAAUUGAUUGCUUCUCAGAGGUACCUGUGUCCACUUUCGGAGAGUUUCUGAAGGGUCAAGUCGAGGAACGAUUGAAGUACUUUGAAACCGGGGAGGUACCACAGAAGAACUUGGAUGUGAUGGUAAAAGCUCAAGAGGAAGCGAAAGUCGUCCAAGAGAAGGUUCUGAAAAAGAGAAAGAAGGCUGCUAAAAAGGCGAAGAAGAUACAGGAAGAGACGCAGGGUGAAUCAUCAGAGGCUGUAGAGGUUGUGCUCACGCGGCUCUCAUCAUUUCCUUGGGAAAGCAGUUUCGGAAAAGAAGAAGAAGCUGAUCUUGUGGUGUUUAAUGUUCAAAAGCUUGCCGGUUCGCUUACUGAAGCAAACGUUGGCAUAAAGCUUGCAUUCGGAGGUGUUGUUACCGAGGUAUACUACGCGGCGUUCGUGUCCAUUUCGCUCAUCUUCAUCUCGCCAAAGAUCUUCCUCAUCACUCACUGGCAAGGCUUCAAUUGUCUCUUGGUCAUAGUUAUUCACGCGAAAGGUAGAUUAAUCUUCCAAGUUUUUAGUGCACUUAUGUUUGAAGCAAGGGUAAAAUUCGAUGUUCAUCGUGUGGAUAACAUGGUCAUUCAAUCGAUUGCUCUACUCGAUCAACUUGAUAAGGAUAUUAAUUUGUUUGGAAUGCGCAUCAGAGAAUGGUACUCAUAUCACUAUCCGGAGCUCUUCAAACUAGUUCCGGACCAGUACAAAUACGCGAAGCUGGCUGUCACCAUUCUGGAUCGUAAUAAGAUGCAUGAGAACGAAAACUUACUCGCUGAAAUUACUGAAAUCCUGGAGGGUGAUGAAGAAAAAGCGGCUGAGGUGGUUGAGGCCGCUAGAACUUCCAUGGGAAUGGAUAUAGCGGAUCUGGAUCUCGUCAACAUUGAGAGGUUUGCCUCUCGUGUUGCUUCGCUAACUGAAUAUCGUCAACGUCUCACGAGUACAUCAAGGAUCGUAUGA
This is a messenger RNA of Ostertagia ostertagi, 2016 nucleotides long. The record is from the annotation of a GenBank genome assembly. NCBI's taxonomy places the organism in Eukaryota, Metazoa, Nematoda, Chromadorea, Rhabditida, Trichostrongylidae.